GAAAAGUAUUUUUUUUUUUUUUUGAUAUAUUCAAAAAUUUGAUUCAGUGAACAAAGCGAUCAUAAAUCUAUCGAAGACGUGAUUGUUAUCAUAAGAAGAAAAUAGCCACUGAGAAGAGAGAUGGGCGAUGGCGCCAUGGACCAAUUUCAUCUCCGCAUGAAACAGACCUAUAUAUUUUUUACCUUAUAAAUCCCAUCUUUCAUCUUUCUUUUUCUUUCUUCUUUUUCUUUUUUUAUUUUAUAUAUAUAAUUCAUAUUCAUGUUCUCUAUUACACGUAAUCGUAUUUCAACCAUUCCUUCUGUUCGUACUUUUGCCACUCAAGCUAAAAAGAACUUCAAAGUGGUAGUCAUUGGUGCUGGCCCUGGUGGUCUUUCAGUGUCAUCUACUAUUUCCAAAUUAUUGGGCAAGGAUCAAGUAGCAGUUGUAGAGCCUUCGUCUGUACAUUAUUAUCAACCUUUAUGGACAUAUGUUGGAGGUGGUUUGAAGGACUUUAGUGAAUCAUCCAAACCUAUGGGUUCAUUAAUGCCCAAGAAUGCUGAAUGGAUUCAAGACAAGGUAACCAAGUUGGACCCUGAUAAUAAUCAAGUUCAACUUAGCAACGGUGAAGUACUUGGUUAUGAUUACUUGGUGGUGGCUGCUGGUAUUCAAAUCAAUUGGGAUCAAAUCAAGGGAUUAAAGGAAGCUCUUGGCAAGGAUGGUGUGACAUCGAACUACUCUCCUGAAAGUGUACAAAAGACUUAUCCUUUUAUUCAAAAUUUCAAAGGUGGUAAUGCUGUUUUCACUUUUCCCAACACUCCUCUCAAAUGUCCUGGUGCUCCUACCAAGAUUACCUUUUUGGCAGAAGAAGCUUUCCGACUUCAAGGUGUGCGUGACAAGACCAAUGUGAUUUACAACACUAGCUUGGGCAAGAUCUUUGGUGUAGAUCAUUAUGGCAAGGUACUUCAACGAUUGGCUGAUGAACGUGGUAUCAAACUCAACUUCCAAACAGAAUUACUUGAAAUCGAUAGUGCUAACAAAGAAGCCACUUUCCGUAACAAUGCUACCAAGGAAACUCACAAACAAUCUUACGACUUUUUGCAUGUCGCUCCUCCUCAAGGUCCUCCUACUUUUAUCAAAGAAUCUAAAUUGGCCGAUGCUGCUGGUUGGGUAGAUGUCAACAAGGAUACUUUACGACACAAUAAGUACAAGAAUGUUUUUUCCCUUGGUGAUUGCUCUUCUUUGCCUACCUCCAAGACUGCUGCCGCUAUUACUGGUGAAUCUGGUGUUCUCAAGCAUAACUUGAUUGCGGAUUUGAAGGGAAAGAAGGUGGAACAAGCUGCCUAUGAUGGAUACACCUCUUGUCCUUUGAUUGUUGGUCGUGAACAAUUGAUCCUUGCUGAAUUCUCAGGAUAUACUGGUCAACCUUUGGAAACUUUCCCUGUGGAUCAACGUCAAAUCACUCGUAUUGGUCAAUUUCUCAACAAAGAAAUCAUUCCCUCUAUUUACUGGAAUAAUCUUUUAGAUGGUACUUGGACUGGUCCUUCCGCGGUACGAAAUGCUUUGAAGUUCUUGCGUCCUGCCAAUCUUUCCUAGGUAGAUGGAUCGAAUUAUAGUUAUUAUGCUUUCUCUUCAUCCUUCCAUUUUCCUCUCAUUCUUAUUAUUCUUAUUACUUAUUACACUAUAUAUUUCCUUUAUUCAACUCAUUCCCCUCCUCCCAUCAUCUUCUACGCUAUUUUACAUUCAUAUUAGCAAGCUAUUUUUUUUUUUUGAUAUAUCUUCAAUAAAACUUGUAUCAGCUUUGAUUCAUGACUGUCAUA
Halteromyces radiatus is the source of this 1796-nucleotide messenger RNA. RefSeq lists its product as uncharacterized. Lineage: Eukaryota; Fungi; Mucoromycota; Mucoromycetes; Mucorales; Cunninghamellaceae. Bases 259 to 1572 code for a protein of 437 amino acids. Gene Ontology annotation, molecular function: sulfide:quinone oxidoreductase activity; FAD binding. The record is from RefSeq and is a predicted model, not a curated record. Gene Ontology annotation, cellular component: mitochondrion. The transcript is spliced from 4 exons.